Messenger RNA from Debaryomyces fabryi, 9333 nucleotides. It is a transcript of the gene TRA1, whose product is annotated as histone acetyltransferase. The transcript has a single exon. Lineage: Eukaryota; Fungi; Ascomycota; Pichiomycetes; Serinales; Debaryomycetaceae. Gene Ontology annotation, molecular function: transcription coregulator activity; protein binding. Gene Ontology annotation, biological process: regulation of DNA-templated transcription; DNA repair. Gene Ontology annotation, cellular component: NuA4 histone acetyltransferase complex; nucleus; SAGA complex. Bases 1 to 9333 code for a protein of 3110 amino acids. The record is from RefSeq and is a predicted model, not a curated record.
AUGGAGAUUUUCGCAACUAUAUUCAUCCACAUAGAUCCUGCAUCGUUUAAUGAAAUAGUUAAUUUUGAAUUACCUUUUAUGUUUGAUUCUAUGCUUGAAAAUGCAGCUUUACUUCAUUUACCCCAAUUCUUCCUAGCCAGUGAGAUAACUUCUGCAAAUUUUUCAGGUAUAUUAAUAUCAUUUUUGAAGUCAAAAUUAGACCAAUUAGACAAAGUUGAAUUAGCGAAAUCCAACAUAUUGAUUAGAUUAUUUAAACUAUGCUUCAUGUCUGUGAAUUUAUUUCCUACUGCCAACGAAGGUGUUAUAUUACCACAUUUAAACUAUUUAAUUUUAGAAUCAUUGAAAUUGGCGACGAAAGCUGAAGAACCAAUUGUGUAUUCGUAUUUGGUUAGAAUAUUAUUCAGAAGUAUCAGUGGUGGUAGAUUUGAAAACUUAUACAAGGAGAUAAUGCCUAUAUUACCGGUUUUACUAGAAAGCUUGAAUAAGAUGAUUGCUAAUUCUCGUCGACCUUACGAACGUGAUAUAUAUGUUGAAUUGUGUUUGACUGUACCAGUACGUCUUUCAGUUUUAGUUCCACAUUUAAAUUAUCUUACAAGACCAUUGGUUUAUGCACUUAAUGGAUCGCAGGAGUUAGUAAGCCAAGGUUUACGUACAUUUGAAUUGUGCGUUGAUAACUUGACAGCUGAAUAUUUUGAUCCUAUAAUCGAACCAGUGAUUGAUGAGAUUAUGGCUGCAUUGUGGAAACAUUUGGAACCAGUACCAUAUCAUCAUCAACACUCUCACACUGCUAUCAGAAUUUUGGGUAAGCUAGGAGGAAGAAAUCACAAGAAUUUUAAACCAUGUAAUAGUUUGAUUACUCAAUCAGAGUUGGAUCAAGAAAUAAAGGCACUCUUUAAAAUUUACGGAUUAAAGGGUGAAGUACCAGUUUCAAUAACACCUGGCGUGGAAUCUGCGAUAAAAUUAUUAGAGGAUCCAAGGUUAAAAGUUCAUUAUCGUAUAAGUGCUUUUAAGUAUUUGUCUGGAAUCUUGAAGUUAUUCAUUGAUACAACACCAAUCCCAGAAGACUAUUCUAUGUAUGUUUCUGAGUGUGUCGAGAAUUUAAAGCUGGAAAAAAUAGAACAAACGAUGGAAUUAGAAGAAUCAGGUAUAAAGGAUGGUGCUAAAUUAGAUCGUCAUCAAAAAUUAUUUUCCAGAUUGCUAGAAAUCCUUUUCUUUUCGGUUUCAAUUCCAGACCUUAAAGAAGAGGCAAGUGAAUUAAUAGAUGGUCUUACCACUCACUUUACUUUAAUCUAUUUAGGUACAUCAGUGAUAGAUAAAGUGAAGAAAGAACGUGCAUUCAGCGUUAAUGAUAAUGAAGGAAAAGCAUAUAUUAAUGAGACAGCAUUCUUAAACGCUUUAAAUUAUGCUUUAAGUUUCUGGGAUAAGGAUGUUAGAAAAAAGGGGAUAGAAGCUAUUAAAAAUAUUUAUACGACAACUGUAACAAUUUUUGGCUCAGAUGAAAAUGCCUUAUGUUCACCAAUAUUUCGUUCAAUGUUUUAUAGAUUUACUCAUUGCUGUUACAAUGAAUUUUAUCAUGCCAAACUUGGGGGGAUUUUGGGUCUCAGAACCAUGUUUGAGGAUUUAGGUAUCCCUGCGAAGUGGUUCUUCAAACGCCAAUUUGAAUUAGUGCGUUCAAUUUUCUUCAUUUUGAGGGACACACCAGAGACGGCAUCUUAUGAAGUACACGAUUUGGCAAAGAAUUUAGUUUUGAAGCUUUUACAUGAUUGCAAUGUCGAUGUCCCCAAGGAAACAAUUCUAGAAAAACCAUUCCAAACUCUAGUUGGAGCUUUAGUAUAUGAUUUGGCUAGUGCAAAUCCGCUUGUGAGAGAAGUAUCUCAAUCUUCCUUAAAGGUAUUAUCUGAAACUACAUCUGUGUCAAUUGCUUCCAUAAUGGGACCCUGCAAGCAAUUAUUGUUAACUCCUAUUUUCGGUAAGCCAUUAAGAGCUUUACCGUUUCCAAUGCAAAUUGGUAACAUAGAUGCAAUAACAUUCUGCUUGGGCCUUGAUGAUACAUUCUUGACUUUCAACGAUGAGUUGAACAGACUUCUUCUUGAAGCCUUAGCUUUGGUCGAUGCGGAAGACGAAUCGCUUGCCAAUGUACAUCGUCUUUAUGAAUAUAGAACCUCAAAACAACUUAUAGAACUACGUGUUGUGUCUAUAAAAUUACUUUCCUUAGCGUUGACGAAGCCAGACUUCUCUUUGGGCUCUUUAGCUGAAGCAAGGAUUCGUAUAUUGGGUGUCUUUUUCAAGGCGCUUUGCAAUAAAUCAACGGAAAUUAUUAAUGCAGCACACUUAGGAUUGAAGUCGAGUCUCCAGGAAAAUGCUAAGUUACCAAAAGAAUUAUUACAAAAUGGUCUUCGUCCUAUGCUUAUGAAUUUAUCAGAUCAUAAGAAAUUAACUGUAUCUGGACUUGAGGCCCUCGCGCGUUUAUUAGAGCUUUUAAUUUCAUACUUCAGGGUUGAAAUUGGCCGUAAAUUGUUAGAUCACUUAAUGGCAUGGGCUCAAAUAAAUACAUUAAGACAACUAGCAGGCCAAGAUUUAGAAAACAACCAUACUGUUCAGAUUGUAAUAGCCAUUUUAAACAUCUUCCAUUUAUUACCAGCCAAAGCAUACACUUUCAUGGAAGAAAUUAUAAGUACUUUACAAUAUUUAGAGGGUCAUUUAGACCGUCAUCAAAUAUCACCUUUUAGAAUUCCAGUUUCCAAGUUUUUGAACAGGUUUUCAGAAAAUUGUUUAGAAUAUUAUAUGCAAAAUUACAAGAACAGGAAAUUAGGUAAUAUGCUAGCAUAUUUUGCUGGAUUGGAAGACUGUACAAAAAUUAGAGAUACAGCAAAAGAAAAAUUUAAUGAUAUUCUCAAGGACCUUGAAGAAGAACCGUCGGAAGAAAUAAAGGUUAUAAAAUUUGCAAACACUGUUGAUCUUCUUAAAGCUCUUUCAGAUUUUGAGCUUGAAUGGUUUGAUGAACAAAAAGAUCUCUUACUUACUGUUUCUUCUAUGGUGGAAAGAAUUGUGGAAAUUAAGAACCAAUCUCCAUUGAUAUCUUCUACACAUUUCCAAGGUGAUCAAGCUAUUUCAAAACUCCAGGGUAUAGUGGUUCAUUACUUGAAAAGGAAUGCGAAAGAGGUUGAUAUGACAUUCACUGUUAUUGAUCGUUUGUCGUCCUUAAAGGUUAGAGUACCUCCACAAUUAGAAGAGUUUAUUUUUGAUACUAUUGUCUGUUCCAAAGAUGUUGGGCACAGAGAAACAUACUUAAACAAAUGUAUUGAAUUUGUCAAUCAUGCAGAUCAUAGCUUGAAGAGCAAAAUAUUUUUCUUGAAGAAGGUCUUCAACGCAAUUAUCAUAUAUGAAGCCGAGAAAGUAGGUAAUGUGGAUGCUUUUUUUGAAAACAAUAAGACACCUCAAUGGUUAGAAGACGUCUGUAACAAAAUUUGGAGAUCAACCAACGACAUAAUAACUGAUCACACAUCAGGUAGCAUGGAUAGUUAUAGGUUCGAAUUACUUGAAAUGACUUCAAUUCUUCUCAAAUGGGCUCCUAGUUUUAUCGGUGAGUACCGUAAAGAUAUCAUUAAAUUCAGUUGGAAUUACAUCAAAUUGGAAGAUAAUAUUACCAAGCAAGUGGCCUAUGUCACAACAUCUUACUUUAUUGCAGCUUAUGAAACACCAUCGAAAUUGGCUACUCAGGUAUUUGUUGCUCUUCUCCGUACGCAUCAGACCGACUCAAGACAUCUUGUGAGACAGGCGCUUGACAUACUUGCUCCAGUAAUGCCAGAUCGUAUGGAUGCUGUUGAAUCACCUAUUAGCUGGCUCAAAUGGCCUCGUCGUGUAAUUUCAGAAGAUGGCUUUAAUGUCACACAGGUGCUCAAUGUUUACCAAUUUAUUGUACAACACCCAGAUUUAUUUUUCAUAGCCCGUGAACAUUUCAUUUCCAAUAUCAUUACAGCUAUGGGUAAAUUGACUAUCUUGGCAAAUCCUGCAAUAGAAAACCAAGUUCUAGCUAUUGACUUAGCUGAACUAAUUUUGAAAUGGGAAGCAAAAGCGAAGGAACAAAAAGCGGAAACUCAAAUUGAUGGUCCUGAAUCUGCCAAACAAAACUCAGAGAAUGCAACAGAUUUUACUACAUCGGCUAAUUAUAGCAUUCCGUUUGGCCAAAGAGAAGCAUGUGUUACUUUCUUGAUUAGAUACGUUUGUAUCAGCCCUCAAAGAGCAUCGGAAAGUGAACUAGGCCAAAAAGCAUUAGGGAUUUUAUAUGAUCUAUUAAGUCCUGACCACUGGCCAGAAGUGUCCGUAAAAUUAACAUUCUUUGAAAAGUUUUUAUUAUCCAAUGACUUAAAUUCUUCGAACUUAUUUGGAUAUUGUUUGAAUGCGUUGGAAGUGUUGAGCGUGGUAUUAGAAUGGAAGAAACCAGAAUGGAUAGUAUCGAAUCUUGCAUAUAUUCAUAAACUUCUUGAAAAGUGUAUUAAGUCUGAUAAUCACGAUAUUCAAGAAGUUUUGCAAUGUGUUCUUAGAAUCAUUCUUCAAGCUGUUAAUAAUCAAAAGAAGUCCGAUUCAGAAGAAGACGAGGAGGAUGAAGUCAAGGAAUUUAUUUCGUUAUUGACAACUACUGUCUCUGAAGACUUGGGCGAUAUGCCAUCAGUCGCUGCUGGUGUCACAUUAUCUUGGACAUUGGCAAACUACAGACCGUCUACCUUGGAUUCGCUUUUGCCUCUGAUUAUGAGAACUUUUAGUAAACUUUGCAAGGAUCACAUUACAAUUACUCAUCAAGGAUCACAAACAUCAAGCAAAGAUGGCUCCAAUUCAGAAUAUGAAGCGAAGAUGACUACUAGAUUAUUAGAAAAGAUUCUUAACUUAUCAUCAAUGAGGAUAUCUAAUCUUGGUGAUCAGAGAAGAAUUUUCUUGUCUUUAUUAGCACAGUUGAUUGAGCGUUCUCUAGAUAAGGAUACUCUUGAAAAGAUCAUAAAGAUUGUCAAAAACUGGGUAUUUUCUAGAACUGAUCUUUUCCCUACUACCAAAGAAAAGGCAGCAAUUCUAGCCAAGAUGAUGGUUUUCGAAAUUAGAGGUGAGCCAUCAUUAUCCAAAGAAUUUUACCAAAUAAUCGUAGAUAUAUUUGAAGAUGAUACUUUUAGUUGUACAGAAUUGACGGUUCGUAUGGAGCAACCAUUUUUGGUUGGAACUCGUUCCGCAGAUGUUUCUAUACGUCGUAAACUUAUGUCAAUCUUAAACAAUAGUUUGGAAAAAGAUAUCAGUAAAAGAUUAUAUUAUGUUAUCCGUGAACAAAACUGGGAAUAUUUAGCCGAUUACCCUUGGUUAAACCAAGCAUUGCAAUUACUUUAUGGUUCUUUUGAUUUUGAUAAGAAUAUUACGCUCAUUGAAGAUGAAAAUAAGCUUCCUCCUUUGACAUGCUUCCCUUAUGUACAUAAUGACAAUAUGGAAGUUGAAUCCGAAAAAGAAUCGUUAGAGAAAUUAUUUAAGAAGCAUAAUGAAUUUUUAGAUAAAAUUUCCGAUGUCAGGGCGGGUGCUAUCCUUGAGCCGUUAAUUGAUAUGUUUUACCAAAGUAGUGAAACAAUUCAUCGUACUUGGUCAAGUAUUUUCCCAAUCGCACUCAAGUCUAUACCGCCUUCCGAACACUUAGACUUUACUCGUUUUAUGGUUAUCUUAUUAUCAAAAGAUUACCAUACCCGUCAAAUUGAUAGCAGACCUAAUGUCGUUCAAUCAUUAUUGGAAGGGGUUGCAAGAAGUGAGAAACUCCAAUUGCCACCUUUCGCUGUCGAAUGUCUUGCCUCGAACUUUGAUGCUUGGUCUCAAGGUAUUCAUAUACUUGAAAAUAUUGAACAGCAAUCAAUUAAUGGUAAUGCUGAUGUGCGUGAAGUUACUCAGGAUGCGCUUUCAAAGUUAUAUGCGACUUUGAAGGAAGAUGAUAUGUUCUAUGGUUUAUGGAGAAGAAGAGCCAAAUAUUCAGAGACAAUCAGCGCGUUAUCGUUUGAACAGAUUGGUCUUUGGGAUAAAGCUCAGCAAUUAUAUGAGACCGCUCAGAUUAAAGCCCGUAGUGGUGCAUUGCCAUAUGGUGAAUCAGAAUAUUCUCUUUGGGAAGAUCAUUGGAUACUAUGCGCUGAAAAGUUGCAACACUGGGAUAUUCUUACUGAACUUGCAAAGCAUGAAGGGUUUUCGGACCUUCUCCUUGAAUGUGGUUGGAGAGUAGCUGAUUGGAAUACAGACAGGGAAACCCUUGAUCAAACAGUGAAAAGUGUGAUGGAUGUUCCAACUCCUCGUCGUCAAGUAUUCGAAACAUUCCUCUGUUUGCAAGGUUUUGGACAGGAAAAGGAAACAUUGCAAGAUUUGUCUAGGUUGUGCGAUGAAGGUAUUCAAUUGGCUUUAAGGAAAUGGCAUGGCUUACCUCAAAGGUUUAAUAAUGCCCAUAUUCCAUUGUUGCACACAUUUCAACAGUAUGUUGAAUUUAUGGAGGCCAGUCAGGUUUAUGCUAGUCUUGUUUCUACUAAUGCACAAAAUCUAGACGUCAAAUCACAAGAGCUUAAGCGAGUUUUGCAAGUUUGGCGUGAAAGAUUACCUAAUACAUGGGACGAUAUAAAUAUAUGGAAUGACCUUGUUACUUGGCGUCAACAUGCUUUCCAGGUAAUCAAUAAAGUUUAUAUGCCAUUCAUUCCAAUUUUGCAGCAAUCCAAUUCUGGAGGAAAUGCAAAUUCUUAUGCUUAUCGUGGAUUCCACGAAAUUGCGUGGGUAAUCAAUCGAUUUGCACAUGUUGCAAGGAAACAUGGUAUGUCUGACGUUUGUAUUAAUCAGCUUACUAAGAUUUAUCAAUUACCAAAUAUUGAAAUUCAAGAAGCAUUUUUAAAGCUUAAAGAACAAGUAAAAUGCCAUUAUCAAAAUCCUAAUGAAUUGAAUACUGGUUUAGAUGUGAUCAGUAAUACCAACUUAGUAUACUUUGCUACUCAACAAAAGGCGGAAUUUUUCACAUUAAAGGGUAUGUUCUUGAAUAAAUUAAAUCAAAAAGACGAAGCCAAUAAAGCAUUUGCAACUUCUGUUCAAAUUGACCUUAACUUGCCUAAGGCAUGGGCAGAAUGGGGUAUGUUUAACGAUCGUCGUUUCAAGGAGAAUCCGAAUGAUAUGGUUUAUGCAAAUAAUGCAAUAAGUUGUUACUUGCAGGCUGCUGGUCUUUACAAGAAUGGCAAAACCAGAAAGCUACUUGCACGUAUUCUUUGGCUUAUUAGUUUGGAUGAUUCGUCAGGCACUCUUGCACAGGCAUUUGAUAAUUUCCGUGGUGAAGUUCCUGUUUGGUAUUGGAUAACUUUUAUUCCUCAAUUGCUCACAUCAUUGUCUCAUAAAGAGGCGAGACUAGUUAGACAAAUUCUCAUUAGGAUUGCAAAGAGUUAUCCACAAGCGUUACAUUUCCAACUUCGGACAACUAAAGAGGAUUUUGCUGCCAAGCAACGUCAAUUUAUGGAGCUCUCUCGUCAGAACGCAAAUGGUAAUUCGAACGAAGCUAAUAAUUCGACUAAAGAAAGCUCAAAGGAAGAGAAGCAAACUGUCGAAGAAAACGAGUCGUCUGUUGCUCCAAACGACGAAAACAAAGCUUCUGCAGGUGAUGGUUCUCCUACAACUUCAGGCGAACAACCUAAGAGCACCCCUUCUGUACCUCCUGGCUCAACUGGUGCUCGCCAAUCAUGGGAGCAUGUAGAAGAGAUAAUGGGUAUUUUAAAAACAGCAUAUCCACUAUUAGCACUUUCAUUAGAGUCUUUAGUUGAUCAAAUCAAUCAAAGGUUCAAAUGUACCGCAGAUGAAGAUGCGUACAGACUUGGUGUUGCAUUACUUAAUGAUGGAGUCCAGUAUCUUAACCGUCUCGGAAACCCAAGAGAUGAUGCUAAGUUGCCCCCAGUGACGGAAGCAAACAUCACUAGAUUCGCAGAAACUGUUCUACCAAAGCAGAUUAGAGCAGAAUUUGAAAAAGAUCUCGUAAUUGGAAAGCCUAAUUUGGAAACAUAUAUCAUGAAAUUACGUAAAUGGCGUGAUCGUUUGGAAGAUAAACUUGAUAGAAGAUUUUCAGAAGUUAAUCUCGAAAACCUUUGUCCUCAUUUGAGUGAAUUCCACCAUCAAAAAUUUGAAGAUAUCGAGGUUCCUGGCCAGUACUUGUUGAAUAAGGAUAAUAACACUCACUUUGUCAAGAUUGAAAGAUUCCUUCCUACUAUUGAUUUAGCUCGUGGAACUAAUGCCUGUCAUAAGAGAUUAAAGAUACGUGGAUAUGACGGUAGUUUGCAUACAUUUGCGGUUCAAUUUCCUGCUGCUCGUCAUUGUCGUCGUGAGGAAUGCAUAUUUCAAUUAUUCCGUCUCUUUGGCGAUACCCUUUCAAGAAAAGUUGAGACACGUCGCAGGAAUAUAUUAUUUACUUUACCUGUUGCUGUUCCAUUAUCUCCUCAUAUUCGUAUAAUUAAUGAUGAUUCUAGAGACAUUACCAUGCAAAAGAUAUAUGAAGAUUUCUGUUCUCGUAAUGGAAAGAGCCGUGACGAGCCAUUUGUUUACACAAUUGAAAAAUUACGUGCAGCUUUUGAUCCUCGUUUACCAAAGCCUGAUAUUAUGAGUAUCAGAGUAGAAAUAUUGAGUGCAAUUCAAUCAUUAUUGGUUCCAUCUACCGUUUUGAAGAAUUAUUUUGUUGAUCUUUACCCUCAAUUCGAGGACUUCUGGUUAUUCCGUAAGCAAUUUACAUCCCAAUAUGCUUCGUUUAUUUUCACUACUUAUAUGAUGUGUGUUAACACUAGACAGCCUCAAAAGAUACAUGUCAACAAGGGUUCUGGUAAUGUGUGGACUUCUGAUAUGUUACCUUGUAAAAUUGCUAGUAAGAAUGCAUCAUUAGAUGGUUCUCAAGGUGGUAGACCUGCGCCAUUAUUUUAUAAUGCAGAAAUGGUACCUUUCCGUUUAACGCCUAAUAUCCAAAAAUUGAUUGGCGAAACAGGAUUAGAAGGUAUAUUAUCUGUGUACUUAUUGGCUAUAGCUAGGGCCAUUACUGAGCCUGAGUCAGAUUUGGAACAAUACUUAACGUUAUUCGUUAGAGAUGAAGUAAUCUCUUGGUGUACUCAACAAGAUCCUCCUCGCCCAAUUCCUCAGGAUAGUCAAUUGCGAGAAAUUGUCCGUGUUAAUGUGGAUCUUGUCAUUAAACGUGUUUUAUCAAUGGGUCACAUUUCCUCUGGUCCAACAAUUAGCACCCAAAACGUCUUGGAGCUAAUUUCCCAAGCAGUCAAUCCUCGAAAUUUGGCGGCUGCAGAUACUUUAUGGAUGGCUUACUUCUGA